AUGUCCCUCGUCAUCAUCGGCGGAGGCAUCAUCGGCCUCUCGACAGCCUACUACGCCUCCCAGUCCGGCCAGAAGGUGAUCAUCAUCGACUCCGCGUCGCAACUGCUCCUCUCCGCCUCGGGGUUCUCAGGCGGCUUCCUCGCCCGAGACUGGUUCGCCCCGGACGUGCUCCCCCUCGCCGAGCUGUCCUUCCGUCUGCACCGCGAGCUGGCCGAGGCGCACGACGGCGCCACCAAAUGGGGGUACCGUGCCAGUCGGUCGUUCAGCCUGGUGAAUCAAAACGGCACGACCGUCAGAGGCGAGGACUGGCUGCGGCAAGGGUCCAGUAGGGCCAAUGCCUCGAAACAGACCCUCCAGAGCAAUCGGGCUCCGCCCUCCAUCUCCUGGAUGGAUCUCCCCUCGGGAAUGAACCUCGAGUCUAUCUCUGAGGACGGCGAUUGCGCACAGGUCGACCCGCGCGCGCUGUGCGAGUGGUUGAUCCAGCAGUGUGAACGGAACGGCGUGAAAAUCCACCUCAGCACAAAGCCCACGCGGCUGGUCUCGAAAAAUGACGGUGGUGCUGGUGAUCGGUUCUCUGCUCUCGAGUGCGUAGACGGUCAAGGCAACACCGUGAUCAUCCCUUGUGCAGACAUUGUCAUUGCCGCGGGGGCUUGGACACCCCGUGUGUUCCAGACCUUAUUGCAUCGCGCUCUGUCGCCCGAUAUCACCAGUCUGGCAGGCCACAGCGUCGUCUUGCAUUCGCCCGUCUACACGGCCCCAACCGAGGGGGUCCAUGCCGUCUUCUGCUCGCCGGGCGAGCACUGGUCCUUUGCCCCAGAGCUGUUCAGCCGCGUCGAUGGCGACAAGAAUGGCGCCGAGAUAUUCGUCGGCGGAAAGAACAGUGCAACCAUGCCCCUGCCCGAGUCGGCGGACCAUGUCGCCUCUCACCGCGACGAGAAGCAGUCUCGCGAAAUCCGGGAGACGGCGCUACGGAUCUUGGCCGGCACUGCAGAGGUCGUCCGCGAGAGUCUCUGUUUCCGACCGAUCUCCUCGUCGGGCAAGCCCAUCGUCACAGCCGUUGAGGGCGUUAGAAGCCAAGAUGGAAGGCUCUAUGUCGCCAGUGGCCAUGGGCCGUGGGGUAUCUCCAUGUCGUUGGGGACAGGAUAUACAGUGGCCGACAUGAUCAAGAAGAGAAGAGUAAAAACUAGCCGUAUAUAG
Molecule: messenger RNA, 1197 nt
Organism: Penicilliopsis zonata CBS 506.65
Lineage: Eukaryota; Fungi; Ascomycota; Eurotiomycetes; Eurotiales; Aspergillaceae
Exons: 1
Coding region: 1-1197 (398 amino acids)
Biological process (GO): retrograde transport, endosome to Golgi
Cellular component (GO): cytoplasm; late endosome
Molecular function (GO): oxidoreductase activity
Source: RefSeq, a predicted model, not a curated record